This is a messenger RNA of Serpula lacrymans var. lacrymans S7.9, 258 nucleotides long. RefSeq lists its product as uncharacterized. The transcript has 2 exons. The record is from RefSeq and is a predicted model, not a curated record. The coding region runs from base 1 to 258 and encodes 85 amino acids. NCBI's taxonomy places the organism in Eukaryota, Fungi, Basidiomycota, Agaricomycetes, Boletales, Serpulaceae.
AUGCAUACUGCACUGGAACAUGUGGAGGCGGAUGCGCGAAGCUCAAUCAAGGGUAUUGAUGCCACUGUUUUGGGUCUUCAGCGUUCGCUACAGGACACCAAAAAAUCCACUGUUAUUGCACUCGAGGAAUUUGUUGCAUCAGACAACAACAAGAUUAAACAAGCCAUCAAGAAUGUGCACUAUCAGUUGAAGCUUAUCAGAGGCACAUUAGGUAUAUAUCUCGAAGCAUGUGCUGCUAAGCCACUUGUGUCUUUCUAA